AUGUCAACUACUCUGAAUAUCCGAAUCAAAAAGAAUGGUAGUAUUGAUGGACGCACACAAACAGCCCUUGCGCUAAAGGAAGCUAAUGUCCCAAUCGAAAAAUUCGAUAAAUUGAAGUAUGAUUUUUUAGAUAACGGAAUACUAAAUAACAAAUGCGAACUGUACAAAGAACUCGUAAAAGCUCUAGGAAAGAAGGAGUUUUUCAAUAUUGCAGAUAAGUCAAAAUUGAUUAAAUCAGAUGAAAUUAUUAAGAAAGCAGAGCCAUCAACUAACGAAGAGAAACCAUUACGCAUGUCAUUAAUAAAAAGCGAAGAAGUCGAAAAUUCAAAUAAAUCAAAAAGCGAGAAAAUCGAUUCUAAUGAUAUGGCAGACAAAUCAGAAAAAACAGAAGAAAUACGAUUACUCAUUACAAGAGAGGGUAAAAUUGAUGCAAAAACGCGCUUGGCACACCUUUUGAAAGAAAAUGGACACGAUCUAGAAUCAUUUUCAGGUCUUGAAUAUAAAGCAAGUAAGAAAGGAACACUUCUACAUUCCUGCAAAUUAUACAUUAAACUUCACAAAGUAUUUCCAAAUUAUGAGUUCAUCAUGAAUUAA
Trichomonas vaginalis G3 is the source of this 594-nucleotide messenger RNA. RefSeq lists its product as uncharacterized. Bases 1 to 594 code for a protein of 197 amino acids. The record is from RefSeq and is a predicted model, not a curated record. The transcript has a single exon. Lineage: Eukaryota; Parabasalia; Trichomonadida; Trichomonadidae.